Sordaria macrospora k-hell is the source of this 1344-nucleotide messenger RNA. RefSeq lists its product as uncharacterized. Gene Ontology annotation, biological process: siderophore biosynthetic process. Lineage: Eukaryota; Fungi; Ascomycota; Sordariomycetes; Sordariales; Sordariaceae. The record is from RefSeq and is a predicted model, not a curated record.
AUGGCUUCACCAACAAUCCGCCGGCUUGCCGACUAUGUCGCCGUUUCUGAGCCCAUCCUCAAGCUCCCUCACCCCUACCAGACCUCGUACCUCGUCGUAAAGGGCGAAUCCGGCGUCGCCAACUCGUACCAGCUCAAGCAACAAGACAGCAAGGUCGCUCUGCCCCGUCCCCUCCACAACGACUCCCUCUACUUCACCGAGCCCCAAGACCUCAAGUCCUCGGACAAGCCUCACAUCUCCAUCAACACGCCCUGGGGCCGCGCCCGCCGCUCCCCCUCCGUGGCCGUCUCGUGGAAGGAAUCUGCCGCCGCUCCCACCGUCGGCCAGCUCUGGCUGAUCGCCUACGUCAUCUUCACCCUCCGGCCGUCCGAAGAGGCCUUCCGCCUCGUCACCUACGGCUUCGGCGCCGACAAGCUCGCCCGCCAGCUCAAGGCCGUCGGCCUAGCCAUCGACCACCCUUCCCCCGCCACCCCAGAGCAGCAAAAGCUGCACGGCUCCGAUGCCGGCAAGGAGCUCCUCCUCCUGCGCGGUGCCUUCUGGCAGGGCGCCGGCUCUCCCUUUGGCGCGCGCCCUGCCUGGGCCCCCGAGACGGUCGCCGACAGCGAGGACGGCACGCUCGAGUCCGUCUACCCGCUGCAGGCGACCGAGUACGUCAUGACCAACGAGCCCAACAGCGCCUUGUGCUGGCACCCGCGGCGCCGGGCCAAGCCCGCGCCCGGCUCCGUCAUCUACAGCCGGUACAUCCCGCACCUGAAGGAGAACUUCUCCAUGGUGGCGCUGGACUACACCAACCCGGCCCAUCUGGACCUGUUCCACACGUGGCAGAACGACCCGCGCGUGUCGCAGGGGUGGAACGAGGAAGGCACGCUGGAGCAGCACCGCGAGUACCUGCGCAAGGCCCACGAGGACCCCCACCAGAUUACCGUGUUGGCCGCUUUUGACAAUGUUUUCUUUGCUUACUUUGAGAUAUACUGGGCCAAGGAGGAUCGCCUAGGAGCCUACUACACCCCGGGAGACUAUGACCGCGGCCGCCACUCGCUGGUCGGCGACGUGCGCUUCCGCGGCCCCCACCGCGUUUCCGCCUGGUGGUCGUCCCUCAUGCACUACCUGUACCUGGACGACCCGCGCACCAUGAGCGUCGUCGGCGAGCCCAAGUACACCAACAGCUCCGUGCUCAUGUACGACAUGAUGCACGGCUUCGGCCUCGACAAGUUUGUCGACCUCCCCCACAAGCGCUCCGCCUUUGUCACCUGCUCGCGCGAGCGCUUCUUCCAGCUGUGCCCGCUUGACGAGAACCAAAAGUUCCUCGGCGGUACCCAUGUUGGCCUUGUUCCCAAGCUUUGA